Molecule: messenger RNA, 1194 nt
Organism: Penicillium angulare
Lineage: Eukaryota; Fungi; Ascomycota; Eurotiomycetes; Eurotiales; Aspergillaceae
Product: DUF2406 domain-containing protein
Exons: 4
Coding region: 1-1194 (397 amino acids)
Source: RefSeq, a predicted model, not a curated record
AUGGCUGCCCCCCAACAACCGGCUGAGACUCCUCGCCGGAAUCGUGGAUUCAGCGUGAAAUCAGACAACUCUCGUCGUACCAGUACUUCCGGUCAUAAGAGUCAUCAUUCUGAGUCUUCGGAAGAGAAGGCUCGUCGCAAUUUACAUACCAAGGCCGAUCCGACAGUCGCUAUGAACGAGUUACAACCCAUGGCCGUCGCGCUGGAAGCGUCCAAUCUAGGCUCAUUGAGAGAUAUACAACAUAAGGACCAGUUUGGAAACCCGAUCGUUGAUCCCGACUGGUCAAACCCCACUCGUGCACGUUUCGAACGCCCCCUAGAUACCAUUCGAUCAUUCGAGGCAGCGAUUUACGGUACAUAUAAGUCUCAACGCCCGAAUUCAUAUGCCCGAACAGGUUCGUUGCGCUCAUUCCUGACGACCCCGGUCAACCCGACCCAGGGGACCCAGGCUGAUUUUGAUUUUGACUUUUUUUUUCAACAGAGGAUGCAGCGUCACAAAUGGGUGCAGCUUCACAAAUGGGAGACUUCAGUCGACGAACAAGUUAUUACGUUACUAAUUCUCGUCUCUAUCCCUUUAGGCCCACAGGCAAACAUGAACCGCGGAUACAGUGAACAGAGCGCCAACUACGGUCGCGGUACCCAAUCUCGUCCAGACAGCGUUAUCGACUACGGCGCAAGCUCAAGCCAAGCACAGCCACAGACACCCGAUAGCCAUUACCCCUACAACCAGAGCGGAGGAGGUCAGCGCCGACCGCGACACGCUGCCCGUGCCUCAAACGACCAAGCCUUCUACGGUAGCGGCGGCAAUAGCAAUGCACAGAACACUUCCACUCAACAACAGAACUACCACCGCUCCAACGAUAACGUUACCGCCAACUCUGGAUCGGCCGCAUCUACAGAUCCGUAUGGCCAAUCGACCGAUCCCAGCUCAAUGAAUAGCUCAAUGGACCAGUUGCAGCAGCAGGCUCUGCAUCAACAGCGUCUUGACGAGCGUGCGCAGGCAGAAUACGGAUUCCAGGGUUUUGGAGGUGGUCCCAACUUCAAUGCGAGCGGGAUGCCGGUAGCUCCGGUGCCAGCUGCGGGUUCGAGUUAUGGACAGUCGCAGCCGCAGCAAGGUAAAGCGAAUGCGAUUCGCAAGCCGGUGAAUAAUGAGAAGCGGAAGAGUUGGCUUAAGCGACGGUUCAGCAAGGAUUAG